UUUAGAUUCUAUUCUACAAAGACUGCACCACCUCCUCCACCUCCUUCUCACGACAAAAAUGAAAAGGGCAAGAGAAUCCUCAACAAGGCUACCCGAGCCUUUACGUUCUCGUUAUCUUCUGUCAUUGUUCUUGCUGCUACUGGUGUAGCCGUCUUGGUGGUGUACUUGAUCUUGUCGGAGUUGUUUCUUCCUUCUGGUGACACCAGAACAUUCAACAAAGCUGUCAAACUUGUAGAAAAGAGCGAAAUUGCCCAAGAGUUGUUAGACUUCAAACCAGGUCACAGAUUGAAAGCAUAUGGUGAAGUCCCUGGCGACAGAUGGGUGCGGAAUAGACCCGUUCAAAGUAUCAGAACCAAGGGCCAAGACGGUAAAGAUCAUCAUGUGAUGAAAUUCCACGUAGAAUCAGAUGCUGGAAAGCAUGCAACUGUCAUUUUGGAACAAAUAGAUACUUCAUUCUGGAGCUCGGAGUUUGCCUACAUCGCCUUAGAUAAGCCAGGAUCCAAGAGAGUAUACAUUGUGGAGCCAAGAUUCCAGCCUAAGAAUUACGUACCUCAUCUUAAGGAUAGUAACGGAUUCUUGGGUUUAAAGUGGGGCCCUAAGAAAGAUAAUUAA
Messenger RNA from Scheffersomyces stipitis CBS 6054, 612 nucleotides. It is a transcript of the gene TIM21, whose product is annotated as Tim21p. The record is from RefSeq and is a predicted model, not a curated record. The transcript has a single exon. Gene Ontology annotation, cellular component: TIM23 mitochondrial import inner membrane translocase complex. The annotation marks the transcript as partial. Lineage: Eukaryota; Fungi; Ascomycota; Pichiomycetes; Serinales; Debaryomycetaceae. Gene Ontology annotation, biological process: protein import into mitochondrial matrix.